UCACUCCACUCUCAUGUAGAAAAAGAAGCUAUUCCUUUGCAACAAGUCACUUUCCUUAUCUCUCACCUCACAACACAUGAUGAUUUAGUCAAACGACAACGACACGUUAUUAGAAACGCAAACUCACACAUACAUAUAACGCUUUCUAUCUUCCUCACACUACCCGCCAUAUUCACUCUCUCAACACUCUCUCUGUUUCUGUUUCUGUUUCUCUCUUGCCGAUUCAUCAAUGUUCGUUGACAAUGCCGGAGUUAGGGUUUCAGGAACGACGCUCAUGGAGGCGCGCAGGUUCUAGAAGAGGUGGCGGCGGCGGUGGUGAUACUAGCCCUGACUCCGUCAUCUUCACUCUCGAAUCCAACUUGAGCCUCUUCUCCUCCGCUUCCGCCAGCGUCGAUCGCUGCUCCUUCGACCAUGACUCUUUAGCCUCCGAUAUCUCCCUGCAAUUGGCAGUGCAAGGUGAUUUUGCUCAUAGCGAAAGCUGGAGUGGUCCAGAUCCAGAUCUCGAUCUGGAUCCAAACAAUCAACAACACCAUGCAGAUUCCGCAUUGCAGAUAAACAACCACCAAACACCUUUCCAUGGAAAGGGAGAACAAACAAAAGUUCAAAAGGAAGAGAGUGAUGCUGACACUGAAGACGGGAAUCAAUUCUUGGAAUUUGAUUCUGCUAGAAGCUCUUUCUCUCUAGCUCUCAAAGAGUGUCAGGAUCGGAGAUCAAGGUGUGAGGCUUUGUUUAAGAAGCAUGAUCGGCGAAGGCCGGCUUCGUUAGAUCUGAACAAUGCCAAUGCCAUUGGGACUAUUUCUUCGCCUCGAUUGGGAGGGGUUGGAGCUUUGAAGAAGAGCUCGAUUUCGUCUCGGAGGUCUGGCACUGGCACCGGCAUUGGCACAUUUCCGAGUCCUGGAACACCAAACUAUCGUCAAGGUGGUGUUGCAAUGCAAAAGGGGUGGAGCUCCGAGCGGGUUCCUUCUUCGCAUACAAGUGCUGCUCGCAAGCAGGUGGGUGCAGCUUUGUUGCCUUUGAGCAAUGGGAGAACGUUGCCUUCCAAAUGGGAAGAUGCUGAGAGGUGGAUUCUGAGUCCUGUGUCUGGUGAUGGCACUGGAAGGGCAUCCAUUGCGGCGGCACCGCAGAGGAAGCUAAAGUCAAAGAGCGGUCCACUUGGUCCGCCUGGUGCUGCAGCGGCUAAUGGGUAUUAUUCGUUGUAUUCCCCUGCGGGGCCAUUGUUUGAUGGGGGGAACUUUAUGGCAGCUUCUCCAUUUUCCGCUGCUGUUAAUGUCGCUGCUGCUGAUGGGUUAGUGGUUAGUUCCGGUGGCCAUGGUGGGGUGCUUCCCACCAGAAUGGAUCCUUGCAUGGCACGCUCGGUUAGUGUCCAUGGAUGCACUCAGAUGCAGAGCCAGUCAUCAAUGCCUGCCCAAGAGGAGAAGUUUGAUGGUUUCAAAGAUGCGGGUACCAAUGUAUCUCUUGCUGUUUCAAGGAGGGACAUGGCAACCCAGAUGAGCCCAGAGGGUAGCUCUUGCUCCUCUCCCAAUAUGAGGCUUUCUUUCUCUGCUUCCACUCCGCCUGCCUUGCCUCUCACUGAUUUGCACAGUGUCUCUUUCUCUAAAAUGGAUGUCAGAGAUGUCCAGGUAGAUGAACGUGUAACCAUGACAAGGUGGUCCAAGAAACACAGGGCCCUAUUCUCCGGUAGAGGUUCAGAAAAUGUUGACAGCUGGAAGAAGAAAGAAACAAGCACUCAACCUUCAUCUUGGGACAUUUCUGAAAGGCCAAAGACUGUUUCAAAGUCUAAAAGGGAGGAAGCCAAAAUAACUGCAUGGGAGAACCUGCAAAAGGCAAAAGCUGAGGCAGCAAUACGGAAAUUAGAGAUGAAAUUAGAAAAGAAGCGAGCAUCCUCUAUGGAUAAGAUUAUGAACAAGCUGAGGUUGGCUCAGAAAAAAGCUCAGGAAAUGAGGAGUUCAGCUUUAGCCAACCAGGCCCAUCAAGUUACUAGAACUUCUCACAAGGUUAUAUCAUUUCGUAGAACUGGUCAGAUGGGUUCUUUAAGUGGUUGUUUCACCUGUCACGCCUUCUAAGCUUCUCCAGCAUUCUUUUCUGUUCAAGUGAAGGUUUCGGAAUUCAGAAUGAUUUAAAUGUGCCACUUGUUAAUGAAUGAAUGGUGGAUAAAAGAGAGCAGCUUUACUAUGUUGGCGCUAAAUUGGUGUCAUCGCGGUUUUACAAUGCACGAAAUACCAGCACCUUCGAAAGGUAUCCGAUAAAAUCUACAUUUCUUGUGCCCUUUACCCUUGUGAGUUUUGAUUCAGUGAUAAAUAAUAUAUGUAUGUAAAGUAGGCCAAGCUUUAGAAAUAAGCUUCUUUUUGUGUUUUGGUUUUUCUCUGUUUUACUUGACAGUUCAGUUCACUGUUAAAUGUAAUCUAUUAUCUAUCUAUAGUUGAACGAUUAGUUAACCAUAAAUCUCUACAAUUUAGUCUUUC
Messenger RNA from Lotus japonicus, 2462 nucleotides. RefSeq lists its product as uncharacterized. The coding region runs from base 243 to 2063 and encodes 606 amino acids. The record is from RefSeq and is a predicted model, not a curated record. NCBI's taxonomy places the organism in Eukaryota, Viridiplantae, Streptophyta, Magnoliopsida, Fabales, Fabaceae. The transcript is spliced from 8 exons.